CAAACACGCGGGAUAGUUCAGCAGCAAGGUCGUCAAAAUGGGUGGAGGAACUUCACUGUGGGCUUCUCCCGACUGGAAGAAGGACCCCAGAGAAAUCUUCAACUCGAAACUUCUCCUUCUGGGCAUCACGAUCGCUUUUGCUGGCUGCUCUUACGGUUUUGAUCAAGGAAAUAUCGGAGGCGUUAUGACGUUCCCAUCCUUUCGAAAAGCCUUUGGUUUUGACACCAUAAGCGAAGCUGAAGCAAACACAAGAGAAGGAAACAUAGCGGCUAUGCUGGCGGCUGGUGGAAGCGGAGGUGCUUUACUAGCAGCCCCGUUAUCCGACUUUCUCGGGAGAAAGAAGUCUGUAACCGUUAUGGCAGGCCUCUUUCUUGUUGGAUGCUCCAUGCAAGAGGUUCCCAGCUUGGCAGUUCUUUAUGCCGGGAGACUACUAGCCGGACUAGCCAUCGGAGCAACUUCAAUGCUUGCGCCUCAAUACCUUGCGGAAAAUUCUCCAAAGUCGAUCAGAGGCUCUCUCACCACAUCUUACAACUUGAUGAUUAUACUGGCACUGGCGAUUGCCUUCUGGGUCAAUUAUGCGGUAAGCCUAUGGCCCGAAAAGGACCUUAACGACAAUAAGUCUUGGCAAUUAGCCCUAGGCAUUCAGUUGAUUCCUGGAUUCUUCUUAUUUGCCUUGAUCUGGUUUGUUGUCGAAACUCCACGUGCCCUUAUAUCGAAGGGGAAAAAUGAACAGGGGUUGAGGAAUCUCUGCGAGCUCAGGGGCUUGCCUGAAGACCACACAUAUGUCCGCCAAGAGUACAUGGAAAUUCUGGCUCAAGUAGAAGCAGAGCAAAAGACUGGAAAAGGUUAUGGCUACGUUCUUGUUGUCAAAGAUAUCGCCACCAAUGCGAGCAACCGCCGACGACUUUUCCUUGCUGUUAUGCUCUUUCUGUUCCACAAGCUCACUGGGACCGAUUCACUGAACUACUUUGCUCCUCAAUAUAAGAUCUUCGCUAUGGUUGGAGUUCCAGCGGGCUCAAGCUCACUUCUGACCACUGGAGUGUACGGUGUGGUCAAGCUUGCGACGACCAUCAUCUACGUAACAGUCAUCGUCGAUCGCGUUGGCCGCCGGCUCCCUCUCAUUGUUGGUGCCAUCAUCCAGGCAACGUCAAUGCUUUACAUCGGCCUCUUUCUUCGGUUCUCCAAAGUUGAGCCUGGCAGCGGAACAACCCCAGGCAGCAUCGUAGGCAUCAUCAUGAUAUAUCUUUAUGCAUUUGGCUGGUCAUUCGGCCACUCCGUCGCUCCGUAUGUUGUUGCUGCCGAGAUAUUUCCUUCGAGGAUUCGGUCAGUAUGCAUGUCUUGCUGCCUCUUCACGAACUGGAUUGUCAAUUAUGGCAUCACUUCCGCAACUCCUCACAUGCUGGCGAAAAUGAAGUACGGCACUUUCCUAUUCUUCGCCGUAAUGACAUACAUCGGCGCUAUUUUUGUCUUCUUCUGCCUUCCGGAACUCAAGGGCCGCAGCAUUGAGUCUAUGGAUGAUUUGUUUGCAAAUUCCCUUUGGACUAUGUUCAAACGCGCAUACCCUACUGCUGAUGAGAAGGUUCGACACGAUGUUCGGGAGCAGCUGCAUCAAGAAGAGAACAAGAACGUGCCGCACGUGUCCAUGAUUGAGGACAGUGGGAAACGAGCAUAA
Molecule: messenger RNA, 1672 nt
Organism: Colletotrichum navitas
Lineage: Eukaryota; Fungi; Ascomycota; Sordariomycetes; Glomerellales; Glomerellaceae
Product: quinate permease
Exons: 9
Coding region: 38-1672 (544 amino acids)
Biological process (GO): carbohydrate transport; transmembrane transport
Cellular component (GO): membrane
Molecular function (GO): carbohydrate:proton symporter activity
Source: RefSeq, a predicted model, not a curated record